Chenopodium quinoa (quinoa) is the source of this 3756-nucleotide messenger RNA. RefSeq lists its product as uncharacterized. The transcript is spliced from 10 exons. Lineage: Eukaryota; Viridiplantae; Streptophyta; Magnoliopsida; Caryophyllales; Amaranthaceae. The coding region runs from base 1781 to 3691 and encodes 636 amino acids. Gene Ontology annotation, biological process: transcription by RNA polymerase I. The record is from RefSeq and is a predicted model, not a curated record. Gene Ontology annotation, cellular component: RNA polymerase I transcription regulator complex.
UCUCCUACUCCAAUGAUAUUGCUUAUCUCAUUCUCCUCCCUUUCUAUCUCUUUCUUAACGGGUUCUCUCAAUUCCAUCAUUUUCUUCUAUUUUUACUUGAAAUUUACUCCAAUUUUGGGUGUUUAAUUGCAGAUCAAAUCUUCCCCUGCUAAGUUUCUCUUUCCUCGUAUGGUUUUUUUUUUCUACUUGUUUUUUGGUUAAUCUUGCUGUUUUUCUAUUGCUUUAAAAUGGCGUUGAAUCUCCAGCGAGAAUGGCGUCGAUAAGGCAGCCGCCAUUGAUUCAUCAGAAAUCAUCUCUGUUGUCUUCGACAUCACCACCAUCUGUUGUGUGGAUAGACUCACCGUGAGUCUGUUCUACUCAAAAGUUUUGCAUUCUACAAUAAUCCCAAUUUUCACUUACAUUUUCUUUAAUCAAUCCCGAUUAUCAGUAACCUCAAAAAAGGGUUAACUAUGCCACGUGUUGCACGUUUAUUUAUUUUUUUUUAUUUUUUUGAAACAUGUUGCACAUUUAUUUGUUCAAAAAAGAUUUUAAAUUUAAUAAAAUAAAAUUUUAAAUUAAUAAAAAUAAGGAAUUUUUGUUUUUUACCACCUCACAAAAACACGAAAAUCUGUUUUACCACCUCCCAAAAAAAAGUAUUACUUUACCACCUCAUAAAAAACACGAAUAUAGGUUUUACCACCACUUAACGGUUUCCAUCCAAAAAUUCCGUUAAGUGUGGCCCACAGUAACACGUGUCAACAUUUUGUUUGUUAAAAAAAAAAGAGAAAUUAAAAAAAAACAAAAAAACCUAAAACUACUCCAGCCACUACCACAGCGCCACCCCCGCGCCACAACCGCCGCCUUCCCCCCAACUCACCACAACACUCCCCGAAAUCACCACCCGCGUUGCACCACCAUUCCCAACCCACCUGAACCCUCUCCGUCCCUUUCCCACAAUCGAAACACCCCCCAAAAACCACCAAACCCAAAACCCUCCUUCCCUAAUACGGUCACGAUUUCAGCCACAAAUGGCCUAAAUCGGCUGGUUUUGGGGCUGAGUGGCCUUAACCGGCCGAUUUCGGCCAUUUGUGGCCGGAAUCGUGGCUGUUUUGGGGGGAUUCGUGGUCAUUCAAGGUUGUGGGUCGGUGGUUUUUGGGUCGAUUGCGGUUGCGGGAGAGGGAAGGGGGCGUUCAGGUGGGUUGGAAAGGGAGGGGGAGGAGCCGCGCCGCUGGUGGUAGGUUCGAGGGGGCAGUCGUGGCUUGGGUGGUGGCGCUGUGGUGGUGGCUGGGUAGUUUUAGUUUUUUUUUUUUUUUUUUAAAUUUUUAUUUUUAUUUUUUUUUCUUUUUUUGGCCAAUAAUAACACGACACGUGGCUUUAUGGGCCCACUUAACAGUUAAGUGGUGGUAAAACCUAUUUUCGUGUUUUUUUAUGAGGUGGUAAAGUAAUACUUUUUUUUUAGGAGGUGGUAAAAGAGAUUUUCGUGUUUUUGUGAGGUGGUAAAAAACAAAAUUGCCUAAAAAUAAAAACAAAAAAAAAUCAAAACCCUUCCUGUCAAAAAAAAAAAAAAAAAAAAAAAAAAAAUCAAAAAUCAAAACCCAAGCCAAUACAUAGCCACUCGGAAAACCAACUCUUCUUCCCUCAAACACCGGCGACGACAACCACCCAACCACCGACGAUCGACGCCAUUGAGAAGUCCCCUCCUUCGAGCUUCGUCUUCGCGACAACGUCGAAGCUCGUCCAAUUCUAACCUCCAUUGAAGCGCCUUCUCAGAACCCUAAUUAGUUAACUUAAGGACGGAACUAUGAAAUUGGAAGAUGAUAAUUUACAUAUGGAAGAUGAUAAUUUACAUAUGGAAGAUGAUAAUCUGCAUACAUCAAACCUAGAUGAUGUUUUAGAUGAUAAAAAAGAGGUUGAAAUUAAAAAGAGAAUGCCAAAUAAAUUGAAUACGAGGGGAAGGAGAUCUUUCAAGCGAGUUGCAUUGUUAUUGACCGUACCUACGUAUUCUCUGAAAGUCGGUUCAUUGAAUGUGUGCCAUGAAAAUCGUAUUCGGUUGCGUUACCUUCUUCGCAAGCUUGUUGUACAACGCAAUUGGGUCGAUGCUAGUGGAGUGUUAAGUGCGCUUUUACAAGGGACUUGUAGAGAAAAAGCACCUCAGAGCAAUCGUUUCAAGUAUUGGGUCGCUAUGGAGCUUCUUCAACACAUGGAUUGUAAUCCAGAUCUUUACUCAUCAAGGAUUGAGCACUUGUAUGAUACGUGGAAGGAAAAGAUAAAGUCUAACAAGAGGUGGCCAUUGAAGGAUAGAUCUGUUCUGUUGGAGUACAUUCUUUUCUCUCUUGCACGAAAUAACCAUGACUCUGCCCGUCUUAGUUUGCAAAGUCUUCAGCAGGAAUAUGAAUCUGCAAGAGACCUGAAAUCUAAUUUGGUAAUGGGUUUGACCAAUUAUGAGUUGUGGUAUUCACAACUGCCAAACAAGAUGCGGCUGGGAAACUUAGAAGAGUCUUGCAUGCCUAUGGAGUCCGAGACUAUGAAAACCAACUCCUCUCAGGAACUUGAUAACCUGAACGAUGAGGAUGCAGCCAGUAUCUAUGAGACAUAUUCAGAGUUGCACUAUCAUUCAGAGACAUCUGUUGUGAAUGACAAGGACACUUGUGCAAAUGUCAAUCAAAAGCCAGACGUCAAGGUUUCUGGGGUCAAGCCAGUUGAGAAUGACAAGAAACUACAGUCACAGGAUUUCUAUAUGAGGUCUGAUGAAACAAGUGUAGAAACUGAUGGCUCAAAUCAACAUGCUUAUAAUCAAUAUCAAUGUUCUUCUGCAUAUAAUGUACACAGCUUGCAAUCACUGUUGCCCAUAAGAGUGCCUUCUUCAGAUAAUUUGAUGGACAUGCUCUCUUCUCGUCGACAGUUUUUUGGUGAUUAUUACAAGGAAGCUUUGAAGUUCUUAAAGCUUGCUCUUCAUUCUCCGCCUCCAAUCUCAGUGGCAGCAUUACUUCCUUUGAUACAGCUGUUGCUUCUUGAUGGUCGCGGUAAGGAAGCCUUAGCUAUUCUUGAGCAGUCCUGCAAUGAGUCAAGCUCAGUGCUUUCUUUUAGAUUAAAGGCUCGUCUCUGCGAGUGCUUUGAUGCAAACAAUUAUGAUAACCUCUCUGGAUGUUUCGAGGAUGUCAUGAAGAGGGAUCCGACAUGUAGGCAUUCGUUAGCAAGACUCCUGGACUUGAAUAAAAAAGGAGAGUAUUCUCCUGAACGUCUGGUGGAGAUGAUUUCUCUUCACUUGGAAGCGACGUAUGGAGAUCACACUUCAUGGAGGGAAUUUGCUUUAUGUUUGCUUAAACUUUCCCAGUGCGAAGAAGACAGAAUGUCAAUGUGUGUAGAUGGGGAGCAAAUUCAGAAUCAGAAUUUGCAUACUAUCCGGUUCAGUAGGACACCUCCCUCAUUUGUGGAGGGUACAUCGGUAAAGACUUGGAAAUUCCGCUGUAAAUGGUGGUUGAACAGCCAUUUUAGCAAGCACGUACUGGCAUCAGAAAUGGCAGAAGGUGACUCAAGGCUCAUGUCGUACAAGGCAGCUUGUGCAUCCCAUUUUUACGGGAAAGAGAUGGAAUAUGUUGUGAGGGUUAAUACAUAUCUGAACGAGCAUGAGAACGAUAGGACCUUGUCGUCAUUUUUAUACACACACAUGCAGAAUUCUGUAGGUUUUUUCUCUAAUCUUGUUAGAAAGUGACAUAACUUGCUAUAUAAUUUUAUUCGUCGAGGCUUUUUUAGAGUCAAGAUCUCGAUAGUUUAUUA